This is a messenger RNA of Peromyscus eremicus (cactus mouse), 1057 nucleotides long. Its product is annotated as chromosome 16_21 C2orf15 homolog. The transcript is spliced from 2 exons. NCBI's taxonomy places the organism in Eukaryota, Metazoa, Chordata, Mammalia, Rodentia, Cricetidae. The coding region runs from base 191 to 448 and encodes 85 amino acids. The record is from RefSeq and is a predicted model, not a curated record.
CAGCCGGCCCCUGGAGCCCGAGGUGUUCCUGGCUGAGGGAAACGGUUACUUCCUAGAGCUGCUCCGGUGCGCAGCUCCUGCCACGGUCAGGAGGCUGUUCUGUGCGAGCCUUCAGUCAUCAAAUUGAAGAAACAUUUCCACCACUUACAAGGGGCCCUCACACUCCCUUGAUGGUUGACCAGCUGUCCCAAUGGGAUUUUUGCUAAGUAAAGCUGCCACUCGUCCAUCUGCUGUGCUGGUGGAUUCAGAAGUGAACAAUCACUUAAUGCAAGGAGCUGAGAAGCGUGGAUUGGAACCAGUGACUCGGUUAUUUCAAAACACCAAGAAAAUAAAGUUAGAAGACACGAACCAAGAAAACUUCACAAGAAAGGAAGGGAUUGACAGAGGAUGGGAUACCAUGGGCUACGUGAAGGAAAACGAUGGCCUAGAAAUAACAGAUUUGGAAUGAAGUCACCUGGACAGAUUACCAAAGAAAUCAAAAAUUGCUUUUGAUUAGAGGAUGUGUUCAAUGUAGCUAAAGUCCAUUAGGAAGCGUAAGAAAAUGAAGAAAUGGCUAAAAGGCCCUCCUAAAUCCAAGGCAGAUGUCUGCAGGGUAUAUCCUAUCCCUGUCGAACACCACGCUUAUUUUUACUAACAGUUCGAACACCAUGCUUAUUUUUACUAACAGUAUUUGGUACUAAUGCACUUUACUGUAAUUAUAAUAAACAUUAUAGCAAGUAGUAUAAAAAGUGGAUCUAAGCAAAACAUGACUAUUUCACAUCUUUUCUGGUGAAGUACUUUUAUAUGCUGCACUUCCAGUUCAAGGGUUUGCUUUGGAGUCCUUUACCUUUCUAAAUGUUCAGGGAGUCUUUCUGCUCUGUGAGAGAGCAUGGUUGAUGGCUCCUUAGAAAAGAACAGUGACCCAUCUCUCUUCAGAAGCAGUUCAAACUCGUUUGUCUGCUUCUGCCAUGCUACCUUCAUUUCAGUGUUAGGACUUAAUUCUUUCCAAAUUAAAUGUGUUUGUCUUGCAAUAACUACCGUUUUAUAACAAUAUGUCAUAUAAUAAAAACUUCUUUUA